Molecule: messenger RNA, 6165 nt
Organism: Elephantulus edwardii (Cape elephant shrew)
Lineage: Eukaryota; Metazoa; Chordata; Mammalia; Macroscelidea; Macroscelididae
Gene: ANKRD12
Product: ankyrin repeat domain 12
Exons: 12
Coding region: 1-6165 (2054 amino acids)
Cellular component (GO): nucleoplasm
Molecular function (GO): protein binding
Source: RefSeq, a predicted model, not a curated record
AUGCCCAAAUCUGGGUUCACAAAAUCAGUUCAUAGUGAAAAUUCUGACAGUGACAGCAAUAUGGUAGAAAAACCAUGUGGAAGAAAGAGUAAAGACAAGAUUGCAUCCUAUAGCAAAACACCAAAAAUUGAUCGAGGUGAUGUGGUCAAGGAAAUGAAGGAGAAAUCAUCUAUGAAACGUAAGCUGCCUUUUACCAUUAGUCCAUCAAGAAAUGAAGAACGAGAUUCAGACACAGAUUCAGAUCCAGGACAUACAAGUGAAAAUUGGGGGGAGAGACUUAUAUCUUCUUACAGGACAUACUCAGAGAAAGAAGGUCCAGAAAAGAAGAAGGCAAAAAAAGAAGCUGCAAAUAAGAAAUCCACCCCAGUUAGCAUUCUCUUUGGUUAUCCACUCUCGGAACGAAAGCAAAUGGCACUUCUUAUGCAGAUGACAGCAAGAGACAACAGUCCAGAUUCUACACCAAAUCAUCCGUCACAAACGACACCAACUCAAAAAAAGCCUCCAAGUUCCUCAUCUCGACAAAAAGAUAAAGUUAAUAAGAGAAAUGAACGUGGUGAAACUCCUUUACAUAUGGCAGCUAUUCGAGGAGAUGUGAAACAAGUUAAAGAGUUAAUAAGUUUAGGGGCAAAUGUGAAUGUGAAAGAUUUUGCAGGUUGGACGCCCCUGCAUGAAGCUUGCAAUGUUGGAUAUUAUGAUGUUGCUAAGGUACUUAUAGCAGCUGGAGCAGAUGUUAACACACAAGGACUAGAUGAUGACACUCCACUCCAUGAUUCUGCUAGUAGUGGGCACAGAGAUAUAGUGAAACUAUUACUUCGUCAUGGUGGAAAUCCAUUUCAAGCCAAUAAGCAUGGGGAACGUCCAGUGGAUGUGGCAGAAACAAAGGAAUUGGAAUUACUACUCAAAAGAGAGGUGCCUUUAUCUGAUAAUGAUGAAAGCUGUACAGAUUCUGAAGAGGCUCGAUCUGUAAAUCCUUCCAGUGUUGAUGAAAAUAUUGAUUCUGAGACUGAGAAAGACUCUCUAAUCUGUGAAAGUAAACAGAUAAUUCCCAAUAAAGCAACUCUUCCAUCUGCUUUUGAUGAGUAUGAGUUCAAAGAUGAUGAUGAUGAUGAAGAAGAAAUAAAUAAAAUGAUUGAUGAUAAGCAUAUUCUUAGGAAAGAGCUACGGAAAGAGAAUGACUCUGAAAUAGAAAAGAACAAUUUAUUUACAAAACAGGAAAAAAAUUUCUAUCCUAAAUCAUUUAAAAGUAAAAAACAAAAAUCAUCUAGAGUUUUGUAUUCAAGUUCUGAAAGUUCAGAUGAAGAAGUUCUUCAGAAUAAAAUAGUUUCUUCUCCGUACUCUGCCCCGGAAACGUCAAGUUCUGACAUGCAAAACAGAAAGGAAUAUAUGGCAUCAAAUGAACACAAACAGAAAGGCAAAGUCAAAAGAAAAUUAAAGAACCAGGACAAAAAUAAAGAGAACCAAGAGUUGAAGCAGGAAAAAGAAGGAAAAGAAAACACCAAAGUGACAAACUCAACAGCUAGCACAGCAUUGGAUAUUUCAGAGAAGACCAGAGACAAAGGGAACUUUAAGAAGUCAUUUAGCCCAAAAGAUGAUACUUCAUUACAUUUAUUUCCUAUUUCCACUGGUAAAUCUACCAAACAUGCUUAUGGACUAAGUGAAAAGCAGUCUACACCACUAAAACAAGAGCAUACCAAAACAUGUUUAUCACCAGGAAGUUCUGAAAUGUCGUUCCAGGCUGAUCAUGCUCGGUAUGACAAUGCAGAAUCUGAAUUCCUGCCAGAGACAUCAAGUGUCAAAUCUUGUAAACAUAAGGAAACAAACAAGCAUCAGAAGGAUUUCCACUUAGAAUUUGAAAAGUCAAAUGCCAAGAUAAAAGGAGAAGAUCAUAGUCCAACAAUUGGAAAUUCAGGCUGCACACUGAAAAAAUUGGAUAAAGAAGGUAAAACACUAAAAAAACAUAAACUGAAACAUAAAGAAAAGCAUAAAAAAGAAACUGAAGGUGAAAAGGAAAAAUACAAACAUAAAGAUGGUAAAGAGCUGCAGAGAAAUGUGGAAUUUGAUAGAGAAUUUUGGAAAGAGAAUUUUUUUAAAAGUGAUGAAACUGAGGAUUUCUUUUUAAGUAUGGAACAUGAAACACUAAAUCUAGGGGAAAAAUUAAAGCUGGAAAAAAGCAUAAAAGAUGAUAGAUCUAACAAGGAAAAGCAUAUCUCAAAAGACAGAAACUUGAAAGAAGAGCGGGAAAAGGUCAAAAAAGAAAGUGAGAAAUAUUUUAGGGAAGAAAAAAUAAAAGAUUUCAAAGAUGAGAGAGAGACUUUCUCCACAGAUAAAGAAAUGGAAUUUAGUUCUUUGGAUAUAGGUGUCACAGAGGAAUCUAUAAAGUUACAUUUAAUAGAGAAGGAAAUAGACAUAGAAAAACAAGAGAAGCAUAUAAAAGAAGGUAAAGAAAAAUCUGAGAAAAAAUUUCAAAGUAAAGAAAAGGACUUUGAAAAGACUGAUAGAAAAAAUUCUGAAAAAGAGAAAAAGAUAAAACAUGAUAAGUCAGAGAAAGACAAACUAGAUCUCAGUGAAUGUACAGAUAAAGUAAAAGACAAGAUGUAUGCACAUCACACAGAGAAAUGGCAUCGAGAAGGUGAGAAGAUUAAAAAUAUUAGUACCUUUAAAAAAACCGAUGACAGAAGGAAAAGUAGAGAAAAGAUGGAUAGAAAACAUGACAAAGAAAAACCUGAAAAAGAGAGGCAUCAUGUUGAAAAGAGAGAAAAACACUUGAUGGAGAAGAAAAAUAAACAGUCAGAUAAUAGUGAAUAUAUUAAAUCAGAAAAAGGCAAGAAUAAAGAAAAAGAAAGGGAGGUAGAUAAAAGAGAAAAAUCUAGAGAUAAAGAAAGUACAAAUAGCACUAACUCUAAACAUUCACAGGAAGAUAAAAAGUCUAGUAUAGCAGAUAGCAGUAAAGCACAACAUGAAAAAUCCUUAUCCCUUAAAGAAAAAGCGAAAGACGAACCUUUGAAAACUCCAGAUGGAAAAGAAAAAGAUAAAAAGGAUAAAGAUAUAGACAGAUACAAAGAACGAGACAAACAUAAGGAUAAAACUCAGCUAAAUAGUUUACUCAGGCUAAAAUCUGAAGCAUCUAAGUCAAAACCUAAGUCAUUAUCAGCGUCAAAAGAUUCUCGACCUAAAGAAAAAAGGUUAGUCAAUGAUGAUUUAAUGCAAACAAGUUUUGAAAGAAUGCUAAGCCUUAAAGAUUUAGAAAUAGAACAGUGGCACAAAAAACAUAAGGAAAAAAUUAAACAAAAAGAGAAGGAACGGUUGAGAAAUCGUAACUUCUUAGAACUUAAAGAAAAAACAAAGCAUGCCCUAGUUGAAUCCAAAAAUAAAGAACUUAGUAGGUCAAAGAGUUCAGAGCUCACUGAUGCUUAUUCCAAAGAGAAACCAUCUAAAGAUGGUAUAAGUAACCGAUCACAAUCUCUCGACACAAGAAAUGUCAUGAAUUUAGGGAAAUCUUUCUUUGUUUCAGAUACUAAUUUAAACAGGUCUCCUAGAUCAGAAAGUGAGAAGCCAGUUCUUAGCUCUAGAUCUGUAUCUAUGAUUUCAGUUGCUAGCUCAGAAGAUUCUUGCCAUACUACAGUGACAACCCCAAGACCUGUGGUUGAGUAUGAUUCUGACUUUAUGUUAGAGGGUUCAGAUUCCCAAAUGUCAUUUUCCCAGUCACCUUUUGUGCCAAUUGUCAAAUCUCCAGCCCUUCAUGAAAGGGAGUUAGAUAGCCUGCCCGAAUUGCCAGAUCGGUUUAAACCAGCAUACACAAACAGAUUUCCAGUGUCCCAUCUCAGAUCAUCUUCUGUAGGAGAAGACAUUAGAGUAAUCAUAAAUGAGAGUAGACUUGCUGUAGAAGUUCAUAGGUCUAGUGCCCCUUCUAUCAUUUGUGAAUAUGCAAAGCAAUUCCAAACAGUAUCAGAAGAAAGUACUCAAGAUACUUUAUUAGUUUUGCCAAGAGAUACUUGUCCUUCUCCCAAACCUGACAUGACUUCAAAUGUGCCUGAAAGAGGCCUUUCAAAUACAGCUAGCAUACAUUCCAGUUUUGCAGUCUCUCCAACUAGAGCUAUAAAUAGCAAAUAUCUUUCAGCUGAUACAAAGGUUAUCAAAAGCACUUCUUCAAUAAGCACUUUAAGAGAAAGUCUUGUGCUUAUAGAGCCAUCUAAUCAGAUUGGUGUGAUCCAGAAUAAAUCAUGUGAGGUAUCUGCUGACAGGCUGGAGUCAUUAGGCACCAGUGACUUUACCUGCCCAAAUUCUACUACACCUGAUCAAGAGUCCUCCUCUCAGGAUUUCUAUAAUUCUGAAAACAAAAUUUUGAAAGAACAGAAUACAAACUUUGCAUCCUUGCACCAAAGUGAACUGCCAGGAAAUUCUGGUGUUCCAAAUCCAGCAUCCUUUAUACUUUCACAACCAACUGACUCUUUCUUCAGCCAAUCCCCUACAGAGGUUAAUUUUAUUUGUAAACACGCAUCUUUGUCGUAUGUUGCCAAUCAAGAAUCAGAUACUUCACAACAGAAAAAUUCAGUUCAAAUUACCAGUUCUGUUGUCGAUACUCAAAACAAAUCAAUCAAAAAUAUGGAAAAUACUUAUGUCCCAGCUGAUAUACCAGUGACAGAUACCUUUGUCUCAGUAUACUCUGAAACCACCAUUCAAGAAAUAUCACCAGCUUUUGAAAAGAGUAAUACUUUACUGAUGUUACCAACAGAAAAGGACUUUAAUGAAAAUGAUGAGUCUUCCAAACUGAAUAUGUAUUAUGCAUGCAGUAAACCAGUUAAAAAGUCUUCCAGUAUCCUUGAGGUUGAAAACAGCACAAGUGGCAUACCGGUUAUUUCACCUGAAAAAGGAAACAAACUGGAGAAUUUCAUUUUAACUCACUUGAAUAAUAAUUUUGACUCUGAUGUAUGCAAAAUGGAUGCAAGGAUGCCAAAAGAAAGCCUUCAUGAACCUGAUAAUCCAAAGCAUUGUACUGAAAGUGAACAGUGUUUGCUUUCCAUCGAAGAUGAAGAAUCUGAACAAAGCAUCUUAUCAAAUCUUGACAAUCAUUCACAACAGUCAGUUUCACCAGAAAUCCAUAAAUAUGGUCAAUUUGUUAAAGAAGAAAUAGAAGAAAAUGCGGAAGAUGAUAAAACUGAAAACCAGAUUCCUCAAAGGAUGACUAGAAACAGAACAAAUACAGUGGCAACCCAAAGCAAACAGUUCCUCGCUGGCUGCACACUGUUGUCAGAAAAAGACAAUGAGUCUUUGUCUCCCAGAGGAAGAAUAAGACUCACCGAAGAAGAUGAUCCUCAGAUUCACCAUCCACGGAAAAGGAAAGUGUCUCGUGUACCUCAGCCUGUUCAAGCAAGUCCGUUUUUACUGCAAGCAAAAGAAAAAACUCAGCAAUCUCUGGCAGCCCUCGUAGAUUCUCUGAAACUAGAUGAGAUUCAGCCAUAUAGUUCAGAACGAGCAAAUCCAUAUUUUGAGUACUUACACAUAAGGAAAAAAAUUGAAGAAAAGCGUAAAUUAUUGUGUAGUGUUAUUCCACAAGCACCUCAGUAUUACGAUGAAUAUGUGACAUUUAAUGGAUCUUAUCUCCUGGAUGGCAAUCCCUUAAGCAAGAUUUGUAUUCCCACAAUUACACCACCACCAUCACUGUCAGAUCCUCUUAAAGAGCUUUUCCGGCAACAGGAAGUUGUAAGAAUGAAACUACGUUUGCAGCACAGUAUUGAACGAGAAAAACUCAUCGUAUCCAAUGAGCAGGAAGUUCUCAGAGUACAUUACAGAGCUGCAAGAACCCUGGCCAAUCAAACACUGCCAUUUAGUGCUUGUACUGUCUUGCUGGAUGCAGAAGUAUACAAUGUUCCACUCGACUCUCAGUCUGAUGACAGUAAAAUUUCUGUGAGGGAUCGCUUUAAUGCAAGGCAGUUCAUGUCUUGGUUACAAGAUGUGGAUGAUAAAUUUGACAAAUUAAAGACCUGUCUUUUAAUGAGACAACAACAUGAAGCUGCUGCCUUAAAUGCUGUCCAGAGAUUAGAAUGGCAACUCAAACUCCAGGAACUUGAUCCUGCUACCUACAAAUCUAUCAGCAUCUAUGAAAUCCAGGAGUUCUAUGUUCCCCUUGUGGAUGUUAAUGAUGACUUUGAAUUGACUCCUAUCUAA